AUGGACAAUCAAGACAGAGGUGCGGCACCCCCUAGAGAUGGUUCAGCUAUGGGUGCUAGGCCUAAAUCCACAGAGUCAUCCAAGCAUCACACUCCGGUGGUCGAAGACAGGACAGAUCGCUUGGAGAGGAUUGUAAGAACUAUGGUGGAGUCUCAGCGGCAUCAGCAGGACCAGUUAGAGGCAGAGGCGCUUCGACAAGAUCGGAGAUGGAAAGGUAUGGAGCAUCAAUUCAAGCAACUACAGCAACUGGUGAGAGGCGACCCAGCAUUAACACAGGCGACGAAGCAGCCACUCACCGGACUGCAACAGAUGGACCCGCCCAGCUCCCGCCCUGCGACAGCCUUUGAUCCACUCAAUAUGCCUUUUCUGGAUGUACCAACUCCUCAGCCACAUCCAGAUCAGCAUCCAGUACCAGGGAUGCAGAGCUCCCUCAACUCCACUGCUCUCGGCAUUGCCACACCUCUAAACCUCCAGCGGGGGUGGAAACCCCCUAGGAUGUCCUCGUAUGAAGAGGAUGAAGAUAUUGAACACUAUUUGACCACCUUCGAAAGGCUGGCAGCGGCGAGUCAGUGGCCACAGGAGACUUGGGCAUUGUACCUUGUGCCCUUGUUGAAUGGUAAGGCCAGAUCUGCCUAUGUAGCCAUGUGUGUUGAAGACAGCCAAGAUUACAUGAAAGUGAAGCAAGCCAUUCUCAACAAGUUCAACAUCAGCACCGAGACUUACCGCCAGCGUUUCCGCUCCAAGUCAAUCAAGGAGGGGGAGACGGCGAAAGAACUUCAAGCCCGGCUAAAGGACCUGAUGGAGAAGUGGCUAGUUCCAGAGACUCAAUCUAGGGAACAAGUGUGCGACCAAAUAGUGUUGGAGCAGUUCCUGGGCAUGCUGUACCCUGAGCUUCAAGUAUGGGUGAGGGAACGCACUCCGGUUUCGUCGGUGCAAGCAGCAGAUCUGGUGGAGACCUUCAUGGCUGCCAGACAAUCCAGAAGAGGCUAUCAUCUGGGUCUACAACAACAGGACUGGAGAAGACCCUACCAAGCAGCCCAAAGAGAGCCAGAGAAGACAGUCCCUGGUAGGUCUGCGGGUGGUAAUAGUCGUGUGUUUAGACCAUCCAAUAGCCCCAAUGUUAGCCCCACUCCAACUGGAACACCUAGAGUACCUAUAUGUCACGGUUGUGGUCAACAAGGUCACAUCAGGCCCAAUUGUACACUGAAGAAAGUUUCUGAUUCCAGACUAUGUUACCUACCUGGCCCUAGCAAGCACUUACCUUGUGUGUCUUCUGAUGUUACUGUCCCUGUGAAGAUAAGUGGAAAGAUAGUCCAGGCUUUGGUUGACUCAGGAAGUAGUCAGUCUUUCGUGCUUCGAUCUUGUUUGAGGUCUGAUUUCCAGCCUGUGGGCAAAGUGAGAGUCCGUUGUGUCCAUGGUGAUGAGUCUGAGCACCAGACCAGUGAGGUUCUCAUAGAUAUUAAUGGUCAAAAAUAUUUGUUAACCGUAGGGAUUUUGGAUAAAUGCCCUUACCCAGUGAUUUUAGGCCAGGAUGUGCCAGUUCUUACAGAGCUAUUGCAGAGUGUUAACACAGUCAGUGCUUAUGUUACAACUAGAGCACAGGCCAAUACCAAAAUAGACUCCAACGUGUGGUCAGAGUUACCAUUUGAGAAUUGUCCUGGUGAUAAACCUAAAAAGUCCAAGGCAGAGAAGCGUAGAGCAAAGGUGGCAGGUACAUUGGUGCAGGAAAGUCUGUCCUUUCCACAGCUAGAGGACAUUGAAGUCUUUGAAGACUUCAAGAAGCUUCAACAGGAAGACCCCACAUUUAGCUCUUGCUUUUCUUCUGUUAAGACCGAUGAUGAGGCUAGGGAUGCCAUGAGGGAGGGUGACAGGUGUUUUGUUAUCAAUAAUGGGAAACUGUAUCGAGUGAGUACAGACACAGAGCAGUUAGUGGUUCCUAAGACUCUAAGAGCCAAAGUGUUACACCUAGGUCAUAGUAUUCCAUGGUCAGGACAUCUAGGCAGGGAGAAGACUGAGAAGAGAAUCCUGCAAAGAUUUUAUUGGCCAGGUGUUAACAGGGACAUAGCAGAGUACUCUAGGUCUUGUCCAGAGUGCCAGUUGUCUGCUCGCUCCAAAAGAGGCUUAAAAGCUCCCCUCAUCAGUCUCCCAAUUAUUGACACGCCUUUUAGUCGCAUCGCUAUGGAUGUAGUUGGUCCCUUAGAGAGGAGUAGGGCAGGGCACCGCUAUAUCUUGGUAAUUUGCGAUUACGCAACACGUUACCCUGAAGCAUUCCCCCUCAGAAAUACUAAGGCAAGGCAAGUGGCCAAUAGUUUGAUUCAACUUUUCUCCCGUGUGGGUGUCCCCAAAGAAAUCUUAACUGAUCAGGGAACUAAUUUCACCAGUAAGGCAUUGAGACAGGUGUACUCCCUGUUAGGGAUUCGGGGCAUUAAAACCACACCCUACCACCCGCAGACCGACGGUAUGGUUGAGAGAUUCAAUCAGACCCUGAAGUCGAUGCUGCGGAAGUUCGUGUCGGAAUCAGGAACUGACUGGGACCAGUGGCUUCCUUACCUAUUGUUUGCCUACAGAGAGGUACCGCAGGCAUCCACCGGGUUCUCCCCCUUCGAACUCUUGUUCGGGCGGGAAGUGAGAGGCCCACUUGACAUUCUCCGAGAGAGUUGGGAGGGGGACGCUCCUCAUCAGCCAACCAACAUUGUGAGUUAUGUCCUGAAAAUGCGAGAGAAGCUGGACCAGCUGAGUUCCAGGGCUCACCAACAUCUGGCUCAGGCUCAAACGAGGCAGAAAACGUGGUAUGAUCGGACAGCACGUAGUCGCACCUUUGUGUCCGGACAGAAAGUGCUGCUGCUGUUGCCUUCAUCAGAAAGCAGUUUGCUGGCAAAGUGGCAAGGCCCUUUCAAGGUACUUCGCAAGGUCGGUGAGGUUACCUAUGAAAUCUCAAUGCCAGACAGACGUCGCUCUAAACAGAUCUUCCACGUGAACCUCUUAAAACAAUGGAUUGAUCGAACAUCUUCUGUCCAAGAUCAGCUGUGGGCGCGGACCGUGGAAGAGGAAGAAGAGCCGUUGGAGCAGUACUUUCCUACUGUGGGCGGCGAGUCAACCUACCCCUCCGUUACCCAUUUGACAAAUGAACAGCAGGAGGACCUAAAGAAAAUCAUCCCAAGAGGCCUGUUCCGAGACCAGCCAGGGCGAACCGACGUCAUCGCCCACGACAUCCGGCUGACUUCUCCAGGUCGGUCCUAUCCGGCAGACCACCACCAGGGUUCCAGCGCGACUGAUCCCCGCGCUGAAGCAGGAGGUGGUGGCGAUGCUGGAAAUGGGGGUGAUCGAGACAUCACACAGCGAGUGGUGCAGUCCCGUGGUCCUGGUACCAAAAAAGGAUGGGGGGCUCCGCUUCUGUGUGGACUUUUCGAAGCUGAAUACCAUCUCAGCUUUUGA
Molecule: messenger RNA, 3435 nt
Organism: Rhinichthys klamathensis goyatoka
Lineage: Eukaryota; Metazoa; Chordata; Actinopteri; Cypriniformes; Leuciscidae
Exons: 1
Coding region: 1-3435 (1144 amino acids)
Biological process (GO): DNA integration
Molecular function (GO): zinc ion binding; nucleic acid binding
Source: RefSeq, a predicted model, not a curated record